Messenger RNA from Macrobrachium nipponense, 2003 nucleotides. Its product is annotated as transcription factor hamlet-like. Gene Ontology annotation, cellular component: nucleus. The transcript has 2 exons. Lineage: Eukaryota; Metazoa; Arthropoda; Malacostraca; Decapoda; Palaemonidae. The coding region runs from base 356 to 1612 and encodes 418 amino acids. Gene Ontology annotation, biological process: regulation of transcription by RNA polymerase II; embryo development. Gene Ontology annotation, molecular function: DNA-binding transcription factor activity, RNA polymerase II-specific; RNA polymerase II transcription regulatory region sequence-specific DNA binding. The record is from RefSeq and is a predicted model, not a curated record.
ACGAUGCAGUAGUGGGUAGUUCAUCUCUCGCUUCCCUCCGAGGCACACACACACACACUCACUCACAAUAUAAGACAGUUCACACGGCUACGGAAGCUGCACAGGGCAUUCCUCCACUCCUAAAGCAAACAGCGAUUUCGUCUUCUUCCCCUAGAAAAAAACAAAAUAAGAUAUACUUUUUUAAUUCGCCGACAUCACAAUCCCCGUGGAAUUGCUGAUGGAAGUCAGUCAUUCGGUGGAUGUCUUAGUGACCGGACGUCUCCAGUGAACUUAUGUGGGUCUUUGGAACUUUGGGAAAAUCUUGCACAGUAGAGUGAAGUGAAAUAUUAUUUGCUGUUUAGUUUAGUGAAGUAUCAUGGGGACGCCGCUACCAACGGAAACCAAGGAUAAUAGCUCGGCCGAAAACGGAAGCAAGUCAACAGAUGUUCUCGGGCAGCGAGUGAUGACCUGGUGCCCACCGUCCUCCUCUCCAUCCCCCUCCUCCUCCUCCCUAUCCCCACUGGGACCCACGAGUUCAUCCCCACCAGCUCACCAAUCUUCCAGCAAUGCACAGAAGGACCACUCAACCUUCGCCAGUUCGAUGUCUAGAGUGCCAACCGCCCACCGCCUCCUUCAGACGCUCCCGUUUCUUCCGUCGUCUGCACCUGCAGUCUCGAGGACGACCUCCCCAGCGUCGUCGUCUUCAUCGCCUCCCCUGGGAAUGGACCCGAGGGUGAUGGAGUUCCUGCGGAGUUAUGGCACUCUUGGUCAGCUGCCCUGGGUGCCGAGUUUCGGUACCACCAGCAACGUGUCCCUUAGUCGCCUCUUGCUCACGCCAACAGGUAGACUGAGCCGCCCAAAGAAAAGAUACAUCUGCAAAUACUGUCAACGCGAGUUCACCAAAAGUUACAACCUGCUGAUCCACGAGAGGACCCACACGGACGAGAGACCCUUCCCCUGCGACAUCUGCGGCAAGGCCUUCAGGAGGCAGGACCACCUGAGGGACCACAAGUACAUCCACAGCAAAGAAAAGCCCUUCAAGUGUGAAGUAUGCAGUAAGGGCUUCUGCCAGGCCAGGACUCUGGCUGUGCAUAAGGCCCAACACGCCCACGAAGCUCUCCAGUCACCGCUCCACGUCCCUUCUCCGCCGUCUGUGUCUACUACGUCUCCCUUCAGGAAUUUGGAUCUGCGGGAUAGACUGGCGCCAUACCCAACCCUCGCCCACCUACACAGGAGUAUGAGCCGUAACCUGCAGUUCUUCCAGACACACAAUCGCGUCCCGGUACUUCCCGAGGACCCAAGCUCUCCCCUCGAAGUGAUCACCGACGAAGCGAAAAGUGCCAGCGCCGAAAGGGAUGUGAUAUUCGUCAUGGCAGGCGACACUGCCGAAGUGGCGGAAGAAAAAGCUCUUGACCUGACCGUGGGCAGGAAGAUUUCCAGGUCGCCCGAUGGCGCUGGCAAGAGUUCUCCGCCCACGCAAAUUGAUCACAACAAGAAUGAAAUUCGACGGAGUCCCACGAGUGUCGAUAUUUUGGCGCUGGCUACCAAAAGCCUCGCAAAGGCGUCGGAAGCCAUCACGAAAUACAGUGAGCGGGAAAAUCGUUUUUCAAUGGCGAAUUUGAUAGCAAAGUAAUAUGCUAGACUGAGUGCGAGUUAUUCAGAGAAAAUUAAUAUUCUAUCAGUUUUUGUGAUAAUAAUUCAAAGGUAAACAUUAAGUGGGUUACUGUUUCAUUGACUGUUUUCUGGAUUCAGCCUACAGUUGCAAAUUCAUAUAAUAUCAAAACACCCAAAAGCAAUCCGUACAUUAAUAAUGUAUAUGGAAUUUUAUACUUAGUCAUAAUACCACAUUUUCUUUCACGUUGAGAGUGUGAGUUUGAAGCUGAAAGUAAGAGAUCUUGUUUAAAAAUUUUCUAUAAUAAUAAUAAUUGAAUUCUGCCAGAUUUCUUAUUUUCAGGUUUUCGAAAGGUAUGCCAUAAUGGCAAUUAUAUAUUGUUAUAUUUUCUUUUUUAUAUUUGAUAUUAUAG